GAAGUUUAUAUUUUCUGACAAGCAUAUAAGAGACGUUCUUGCAUUCAACUUUAUUAAUUUGAAAUGUCGCUUUACGAACCUGCCGAUGGAAUUCUUGAAACCCAUGUGACAUGGGAAGACGUCGAGAAGGACCUUCAACAAAGUCUUGGAACGCGAGCUACAUUUGGAGAAAAUAAGAGAGCGACAAAUAUCAGCGAUUUGAAAGGUUUCAUGUCAAGAAUCGCCUGCCUUGAACCUGAUUGGCAAAACAUUGAGGAAGGAAAGGAACUUCCAUCAAAAUUUGCGUUGAAGGUAUGACUUCCUUGAACUUGCUAAACAUUAAAUUUUGGAGGAAAUUGUUCUCUAUAUUUGGAAAAUGAAGUUCCUGACUAGAAAACCGGGCAAAAGUACAUACACACAACACACAGGAUACAAUUGUAUUAACUAGAUCGAGAGAUAAAUAAAUCAUCAUUAAAUAAUUUAAAUCGGAGCUAGUCGAAAAAUCUAACUUGAUUGGCGCUCGGAUUGAAGGUAGAUGGAACGACCUCUCAAUACUGUUUGCUGGAAUCUCGAAAACUGUUUCCUAUCGCAACUAGCUCACACUUCAGGAACAAUGAGUUGACGCAUAAAGUUCCAAAGUUGUUUGGAUAAGCUCUCAGCUGGCUCUUGUUGCUUUAUCGAAAAUCAUGAAUUUUGAAGAAGGUGCCGGAUUUUCUGAAGAAAAAUUGAAGAAGUUUUCGAGUUUAACAAAAGAAUGUCAUAAUAGAGAGGUCGACGCAUAUAAGGUUUUGAUGAAAUUCAAUCAUCCCGAUAUUCCAUACACCAAGCAGAUACAAUUAUUCCGAUAAUAAGAGGAGUUGCCACAUUUUCAGCUCUCGGGGAACGUCUUUCCAAAGAAGAUCAACAUUUUGUUAUGGGACCAACCUACCUGGAAAUGAUUUUUGAAGAUUUUUUCAAUGAUGUUGAACUGAAAAAGAAAUUCGAUACACUUCGGACUACAUUUGAAGAAACGGAAAAUCAAGAAAAAGUUGAAAAGCUAAUUACAGUUUUUGAACACUAUAAGUCAUUGGUGAAAAAGUAUACAAACAUUUCCGAUAUUUUGGGUGUUAAACUUGUACUCAAUCAUGGAGACUUGUCGCAACCAAACGUACUUUUUUCACUGGAUCCACAGAAUAAACUGAAAUUAGAAGCAAUUAUUGACUGGCAGUGUGUUUCUAGAAUGCCUCCUGGUCUGGAUACUGCUAGAUUAUUGUUAGGAUGUCUAUCCGGACAGGAGCGCCGUGAACGAGGAACUGAACUUUUGAAGGUGUAUCAUGAAACAUAUACCAGCGUAUUUGGUGAAGAAUUAUUCACGUUUCAAGAACUUCAAGAACUUUUCAAUCUGUUUGCUCCAAUGAUGGCUAUGAUGCUUCUACCUGUUAUGCCCUCUUCCAUCCAAAGUGCAAUUAUUCCAGAAGAAGAUAAAGUGAGUGCCUUGAAGGAGGUCAAAACAAAGAUGAUUGCAAUGAUGGAAGAUAUACUGGAAAUUCACGACAAUAAUUUGAAUCAUUUUUCUGAUUUCAUGAAGAUUUAAUUCCAAUUUAUUCUGUUCAAUUGUUUAAAUGACCAAAACAAUGGGCUAGAAUGACGUUUCAUUAAA
Caenorhabditis elegans is the source of this 1618-nucleotide messenger RNA. RefSeq names its product Integrase (gene E02C12.8). The transcript is spliced from 6 exons. Bases 64 to 297 code for a protein of 77 amino acids. NCBI's taxonomy places the organism in Eukaryota, Metazoa, Nematoda, Chromadorea, Rhabditida, Rhabditidae. The record is from RefSeq and is marked reviewed.